Messenger RNA from Salvia miltiorrhiza (redroot sage), 3041 nucleotides. Its product is annotated as protein PLASTID MOVEMENT IMPAIRED 1. The transcript has a single exon. Lineage: Eukaryota; Viridiplantae; Streptophyta; Magnoliopsida; Lamiales; Lamiaceae. Bases 281 to 2776 code for a protein of 831 amino acids. The record is from RefSeq and is a predicted model, not a curated record.
GGGUGGAGUAAAAUUGAGUGGGUUGAUUGGUUUUGGCAGUAGAUAGCAAAAAGAAACAAGCUCUCCAAAUCAAUGAAAGCUUGCAAUAAAUUGUGUGAUCUAGUAAUUUCGAAAGCAUGUGAGAAACACAGCAUGUCAACGUUGAACCCUUAUCCUUCACACAUACAACCAAAUCCAAUUUCUGGCUCACAGACAAGCAUCAACUUAUCAUCACACACCCAAAAACGAAAGCAAAACAAAACACAGAGCCACUUGAAAAAACAAGUGUGGAAUAGAAUCCAUGGCGGCAGAGUAUCCAAAUUCAAGAAAGUCCAACACUCAAAUCCUCCAAGAGCUGGAGGACCUGAGCGACUCCCUGUACCAGAGUCACGUGACAUCCACAACAACACGGAGGACCGCCUCCCUCGUGCUCCCCCGGGAGGCCGUCCCCCCGAUCGAUAAGGAUGGCCUCAACCUCAACCCGAAGCCCCGGUCGAGGCGGAUGUCCCUGUCUCCGUGGCGGUCUAGGCCCAAGAUGGACACAGAGGACGUCCGCCCCAAGGACCCCGUCGCUAAGCCCCUCUUUAGCGACACGCCCACUGAGAAAAAAGGCAUUUGGAAGUGGAAGCCUAUUAGAGCGCUGACGCACAUAGGCAUGCAGAAGCUGAGCUGCCUCUUCUCCGUGGAGGUGGUGGCGGUACAGGGCCUGCCGGCCUCCAUGAACGGCCUCCGCCUCUCUGUCUGCGUCCGCAAAAAGGACUCCAGAGAGGGCGGAGUCCAAACCAUGCCCUCCAGAGUCUCCCAAGGAGCUGCGGAUUUCGAGGAAACUCUCUUCAUCAGAAGCCACGUCUACUACACCCCGCCCACUGGGAGUGGGACCCACAUGAAAUUCGAGCCCAGGCCAUUUCUCAUCUACGUUGCCGCGGUGGAUGCUGACGAGCUGGAUUUUGGUAAGAAAACAGUAGAUUUGAGUGGUUUGAUUCAAGAAUCCAUUGAGAAAAACUUUCAGGGCACGAGAAUCAGGCAAUGGGACACGACCUUUAGCCUCUCUGGGAAGGCUAAAGGAGGUGAGCUGGUUUUGAAGCUAGGCUUCCAAAUCAUGGAGAAGGAUGGAGGGAGUGGCAUUUAUAGCCAGGCAGAAGGCCAGAGGUCCGGGAAAUCCCGGACCCACUCGCCUUCUAUAGCCCGAAAGCACUCCAAGUCAUCCUUCAGCGUUCCCAGCCCAAGGAUGACAAGUCGAGCCGAGAGUUGGACUCCCUCGCAGAAAGGAGCUAACUCGGAAGAUCUCGCUAUGGACGACUUGAAUCUUGAUGAGCCAGCACCCCCGCCUCCACCUCCAGUUCACAAGCCAGAGGUGGAUGACAAUGACCAUGACAUUCUUGAUUUUGAGGUGGAGGACAAGGGAGUUGAGAUCCAAAAUGAGGAGGAGCAGAGUGAGGAGAGUUCAGACAAGAGAUCGGUCUCAAGUGAGGUUGUUAAGGAAAUUGUCCAAGAUCAAUCCCAUCUCACAAGAUUGAAUGAGCUUGACUCCAUUGCUCAGCAAAUCAAGGCCCUUGAAUCCAUGAUGGGAGAUGACAAGACACUCAAAGUCGAUGAGGAGACAGCAUCCUCGCAAGCACUUGAUGCAGAUGAGGAUAAAGUAACUAGGGAGUUUCUCUCAAUGCUUGAAGCUGGGGGAAAUGAUGAUGAUUCUGAUUCUGAUUCCAAGUUUGAAGAUGCUCGAACGCAGGCUCUCAAACUCAACAGCUACGACGAGGGAGAGGGUGCCGAGGCAGAGGUUUUCCUGCCGGACUUGGGCAAGGGAUUAGGCUGCGUGGUGCAGACACGUUACGGGGGCUAUCUAGCCGCUGCAAACCCGUUCAACACGCUUGUGGGAAGGAAAGAGACACCAAAACUAGCAAUGCAGAUGUCCAAAUCAAUGGUGAUCCAAUCAGACAAGGCAGGGUUUGAGUUGUUCCAAAAGAUGGCUGCAUUAGGCCUUGAGAAGCUCUCAUCAGAGCUGCUCUCAUCAAUGGCCAUGGACGAGCUGUCGGGAAAGACAGCAGAGCAGGUCGCGUUUGAAGGCAUUGCAAGCGCGAUCAUCCAAGGAAGGAGGAGCGAGGAGGGCGCCAAAUCAAGUGCAGCGCGCACCAUUGCAGCUGUGAAGUCCAUGGCCAAUAUGAUGAGCAGUGGGAGGAGAGAGAGGGUCGCAAGUGGGAUUUGGAAUGUGAGUGAGGAGGCAGUGACAGUGGACUACAUUCUUGGCUUCUCUCUCCAAAAGAUUGAGGCUAUGGCAGUUGAAGCUCUCAAGAUUCAAGCAGACAUAUCAAAGGAGGAGCCACCAUUUGAUGUCUCACCACUUGAUGGGAGGAGCAUUCUUGAUUCUGCAGUCGCGAUUGAGGAGUGGAUCAACGCGCCUCAGGAGUCCGAGGCCAUCACAGUGGCUGUUUUAGUCCAGCUCCGCGACCCCAUCAGGCAGUUUGAGGCUGUGGGAGGGCCUAUGGUGGCGUUGAUGCACGCUGCAGCUUGCAACGAGGGGUCCGAGGACGGGGAGAGGAGGUACAAGGUGUCGAGUUUGCAAGUGGGAGGGGUGAAGGUGAGGAGUGGAGGGGUGAGGACAGGAUGGGAUACGGAAAAGCAGAGGCUGACUGCAUUGCAGUGGCUCGUGGCACACGGGGUGGGGAAGGCCGGGGGGAAGAAGGGGAGACGCGUUGUCUCAAAGGGGCCGGACGUGCUCUGGAGCAUCUCGUCGCGUGUCAUGGCAGAUAUGUGGCUGAAACCUAUCAGAAAUCCUGAUGUAAAGUUCAACACAAAGUGAGGAAUUUGAGGGUGGAUUUUUAUUUGAGAAUGUGGUGUAGUUUUUUCUUUGUGUUAGGGUGGAGAAGGAUUUUACUUUUCCCACUUUUCACUCCAUAUAUUUGCUGCUAUACUUUCUUUGUUUGGAAAAUUGAAGUAAUAAUUUGCUUAUGUAUACAAGAAGGAUUGCCACUUUUACUUCAUAUAUUUGCUGUUACAUUUUUUGUUUGGGAAGUUGUAACAAUUUGCUUCUGUUUGCAUGAAGGAUUACCACUUUUCACUUGAUA